ACGGAUGACCGUGGUGCCGCGAGUACAGUGGCCGGUGAAAUCGCGUUAAAAAGCCGCGCGCAGGUACGAUCGAAGGACCGAUCAUCUCUGCUCCUUUUUUUAUUUCUACGGGGGUGUGGAUCGUUCGCUGUUAGAAGUGCUCUAGAGCGAGAUGUGGAUAUCCCGAAAUAAACUUUCUCGGGUUAUGUAAAGGCUGGCAACUGGCUUGUGUAGACUCGCCGGUAUAAAGGUCGGCUGUGCCCCCAACAGUCCAAGAGUUGCUCACGAACUUCACGCCGGCAACCAUCGGGAGAACAUCGACGCUCUAUAUGUGACGCUGCCUUUUUAUCUGACGCAGACUUAUCUCCAUCGUUCACACGCAUCGUAGCAUCGCACUUUCUCGAGAGAGCGUUGUGCUGUUGCAUAGGCACGUGUCCCGUCGCGUCAUUUCGGCAACAUGCGUUCUUUGGUCUUCCUUACGCUUAUCGCAGUGGCUCACUGCCAGGAAUAUUUCCGGCAACCGGAAAAGAUCGUCAGCGAAAACCGGAACCUUGGUGACAAUCGUGGCCACUAUUCGUUCACUUAUGAGACCGAAGGUGGUAUCGUACAAACAGAGACCGGAAGCCGAAAGUACGUCGGCACGCCGUCUGAAACUCAGCUGAUUCAAGGAUCCGUGCAGUAUAAUGCUCCAGAUGGUACUCCGAUAGCAAUUAGCUGGACCGCCGACGAAUUUGGUACUCAAGUAGCAGGUACUCACGUGCCAACACCGCCACCAAUACCGCCAGCCAUACAGAGAGCUCUUGAUUGGAUCGCGAAACAACCCUCGACUCCGGAACCCGAGGAACUCGCCAAAGACUCGCCGAGUCAACAAAACGCCGUUCCAGCAGCCAACACUAAUCGACUAUAUAAACCGUUAAGGACGAAUCAACGAAAUUGAUCAAUUGUGAUACCAACGUUAGAAUAGUUCACAUGUUAGUUUUUAUAAUGUACAAAAUAAACUUCAUAUUUUCGUAGAAAACUCAUUUGUCACGAAUUAACUCGUUUCAUCGACAAUCGUUCAUCUUCAAUUCGCUUCCAAAUGUUUUUAUUCAGAAACUUUGUUUAACCAUCGACGUGUUACGGUUUCACGAAUAAACGUAGGAAGUUACUAUCGUGAAAAUUGUCUGCGUGUUUUCUAAAAAUCUAUUUUCGAUUUCUCUAUGUAUUCGUCUUUUUCUUCGUAUGUUAAUGACUUUCCUAAUGGCGUUUGAUCGUUCUACUUUCUUUGUCGAACGAUGUUUAUUAGCCAUAAACACACUAAUAUACGUAUGUACAUCGAGAAAAAAUUCCGCUUCUUUAUCCGUACCGUAAACACGCACAGAAUUGAAUGCUUGCACGCUUCACAGAAGCGCUUUUACGUGUUACCUAGAAAAUAAUUUAUCGACAUAGAGCGCAAAGAGGCGAUGGCUGCAAUUGAAUAAGCAUGUGCAACUUCAUACUUAAACUCACAACACGCGUUACAUAACUCGGACGGAAUUUGAGAGAAUCGCUAUUUCUGUGAUGCUUAGUCGCGCAUUUUUUGUAAUUAAAAAGAGGGAAUGUCGACAAAAGUAGGUUUCCAUUUUUAAUUUUCUCACGAAACUUGCUUAUCGAUACGAAUAUUUCUUAAAAAGUUUAUGAUACUUCUACGAGCUUUCGAUCUUGAAAAUGUGCCGAUAUUAUUUAAUCGUAAAUCAGUAUUACGUUCCUUACAUUGUAAGAUUUAUAAGGCUUAUAAAAUAAUUCGAAUAUGAAAAAUGUAUCAGACUAUUAAUUAAACGAAAUAAUUUCAUAUA
Bombus terrestris (buff-tailed bumblebee) is the source of this 1793-nucleotide messenger RNA. RefSeq names its product endocuticle structural glycoprotein SgAbd-4 (gene CPR17). The transcript is spliced from 2 exons. NCBI's taxonomy places the organism in Eukaryota, Metazoa, Arthropoda, Insecta, Hymenoptera, Apidae. The record is from RefSeq and is a predicted model, not a curated record. Gene Ontology annotation, molecular function: structural constituent of chitin-based larval cuticle. Bases 437 to 916 code for a protein of 159 amino acids. Gene Ontology annotation, cellular component: chitin-based extracellular matrix.